AUGCCCAUCCCACCCCUAACCCCAACCCCAUCCUCCUCAUCCACCAUCAAAACCCGCCUCCUCAUCAUCUCAGACACACACUCCUCCCUCCCCUCCACAGAAGACCCCGCCACAACCCCCCAAGACGCCCUCUCAAACCCAAAAGCCCUCGCCCACUCCCCCUCGGGCUUCCGCUGCCCCCUCCCCGAAGCAGACGUCGUCCUCCACUGCGGCGACCUCACCAAGCGCGGACGCCCAGAGGAGCUCCAGAGGACAUUCUCCAUGCUGCGCGCCCUAAAGGCACCGCUCAAGCUCGCCAUCGCCGGCAACCACGACUUGGCCCUCGACGAGCGGCUCGACGAAAGGACCUACUACGACCCCUACAACGACCUCCAGGCCGCUCACAGAACUGCACUGCAGAUUGCCAAGGACGCCGAACAGGACGGCGUCCGCUAUCUCACCGAGGGGACAUACGCCUUCAACCUGCCCAACGGCUCGACGCUGCGCAUCUUUGCCAGCCCCUGGACGCCCCGGUAUGGCACGUGGGCUUUCCAAUACGAGGGCAUGGGCACGCACAGCUUCGACAUCCCGGAAGGCGUCGACGUCGCCAUGACGCACGGUCCGCCCCUCGGCGUUCUCGAUCAGACGUGGAGGAAUGACAACGCCGGCUGCGGCGACCUCUUUCGGUCCGUCUACCGCGCGAAGCCUAGGAUCCAUUGCUUUGGCCACAUUCACGAAGCCUGGGGCGCUCAGCUGAUGCGGUGGAAGCCCAAUGUCGGUGUGCCGGGUGAAGCUGACGGAAUGAGCAAAGACCGAGGCUGCUACCUCGAUGUGACGGAAGGGCAGGACAUGGUGAAGCGAGGCGAGCAGACGCUCUUUGUCAAUGCUUCGAUCAUGAGUGUCCGGUAUCGCCCAGCACAAAUGCCCUGGGUGGUGGACAUUGACCUGCCGAGGACAACAGAGCUCACAUAG
Molecule: messenger RNA, 951 nt
Organism: Trichoderma reesei QM6a
Lineage: Eukaryota; Fungi; Ascomycota; Sordariomycetes; Hypocreales; Hypocreaceae
Exons: 2
Coding region: 1-951 (316 amino acids)
Molecular function (GO): hydrolase activity
Source: RefSeq, a predicted model, not a curated record